ACAUCUCCACCUCGCACCACCAAUGUUUGAUUACACGUAUCCCUCGCCUUUCUGCGCCUCUCCCUUCAUCUCGCUCGACACACCGUGAGACACUACCAACGGAGGACUCAUGUCCCCACUCGCGCUGCCAGAGAUGGACCUCUCAAGCCCACUCUUCCAACUCCCUCAGCUCGCGCUCAGCCACGCUUGGAAGCGUGCGUUGUUGACGCCCUGGCGCCAGCUUCUGCUCCGUGCGCUUGGAAGCGGGCAGUCUGGGAAUCAUGAUGAAGAUCUCCGGCGACGUACUGCCGCUUUGCAAGGCCAAGGUAUGCUUCUUGGUCGAACUGAGACACGCUGUACAACAUACGAGAACCUCCAGCGUCCGUCCAUCAACUGGAUCAGGCGAAAAGCCACCCGGCUUGAAAGCGCCAUGUUCACUGCCUCCGAGCUUCACCCCUUACAAUCGAGAUUCUCAAACCGGUUCAUCACGGCCGUUAGAGGAUGCCAUUGCCGCCCUCCCACAGUUAAUGCGCUCGCUCCUUGUGGACCGCGGCGCCGUGCAUGUGGGGAUGGUCGUCUUAUCCGGAUAUCUCAGGCCGUAGAGCGCAGAAAGAGCAGAGGGCUCUGCUGCCUGCAGCCAGCUACGAUAAGGCGUUUGGCUCUUACGAUCCCAUAACCUCCCUUGUUGUCCGCGACGUGGCAGAAACACCUCCACACCUCCAUGCUCGUCGUGCGAGCA
This is a messenger RNA of Aplosporella prunicola CBS 121167, 718 nucleotides long. RefSeq lists its product as uncharacterized. NCBI's taxonomy places the organism in Eukaryota, Fungi, Ascomycota, Dothideomycetes, Botryosphaeriales, Aplosporellaceae. The coding region runs from base 110 to 655 and encodes 181 amino acids. The record is from RefSeq and is a predicted model, not a curated record. The transcript has 2 exons.